UGACACAAAACUCACAACUAAAGACAGAAGAUCUAACUUCUAUAACGUCAAACGCUGAGCUGCUGAAGCCAAACCUCCUUGUUGUAGCUAUGGCUGCUGCCAGCUGUCUGCUGUCUGAAGACCAGUUCCUGUGUCCCAUCUGUAUGGAUGUGUUCACUAAUCCUGUCACCAUACCAUGUGGACACAACUUCUGCAAAAACUGCGUCACUACACACUUUGACAUCACCACUCCAUGGAAGUGUCCUUUGUGUCAAGAGGUUUUCCUCCAAAGACCUGAGCUUCGAGUCAAUACCUUCAUCUCAGAGAUGGUGGUUCAGUUCAGAGAAGAAGCACAGCAGAUGAUGAGCAGCAGCUCCGAGCAACAAGCUGCCAAACCAGGAGAUGUCCUCUGCAACUUCUGUACAGGAACUAAUAGAAAGGCUUUAAAAUCCUGCCUAGUGUGUCUGGCGUCUUAUUGUGAGACUCACUUGGAGCAUCAUCUGACAGUUUCAGCCCUAAAAACUCAUCCACUGAUCAACCCCACGGAGAACCUGGAAGACAAGAUAUGCACAGAACAUAAGAAGCCUUAUGAGUUUUUCUGUAAAACUGACAAAGCAUGUGUCUGCAUACUCUGUACCUAUUCAGACCACAAAACUCAUGAAAUCAUUCCUCUGACAGAAAAAUAUGAAGAAAAUAAUGUGCAACUAGGCACAGAAGAGGCUAAAAUUCAGCAGAUGAUCAAGGAGAGACAACUGAAAGUUCAGGAGAUCCAACACUCAGUGGAGCUCAGCAAAGACAGUGCACAGAGAAACAUAACAAAAAGUGUUGAGGUCUUCACUGCUCUGACGGAGUCUGUUCAGAGGAACCUGGACAAAGUCAUUGAGGACAUCGAAGACAAACAGACAACCACAGAGAAACAGGCUGAAGACUUCAUCAAAGAGUUGAAACGGGAAAUCUCUGAGCUGGAGAAGAGAAGCACUGAGGUGGAGCUGCUCUCACAUGCUGUUACCGAUCUCCACCUCUUUCAUAGCCUCCCGUUCCUAAAAGACACUUCACCUCUCAAAGACUGGACAGAAAUCAGCCUCCAACCACCAACUUAUGAAAUAUCAGUGGUGACAACUGCAAUUCAACUUCAGGAAGAACUCAGUCAAGAGAUAUCUGCACUGGCUAAAGCUGAGCUGGAGAUAGUCCAGCAGUUUGCGGUGGAUGUGACUCUGGAUCCUGAUACAGCACAUCCUCACAUCACCCUGUCUGAUGAUGAAAAGCAAGCGAUGCCCAGUGAUGUAAAGAAGGCUCUGCAAGACAACCCAGAGAGGUUUUCAGUUAAUCCAUGUGUCUUAGGGAAGCAGAGUUUCUCUUCAGGCAGGUUUUACUUUGAGGUUCAGGUCAAAGGAAAGACAGAGUGGGAUUUGGGAGUGGUCAGAGAGUCCAUCGACAGGAAGGCAGACGUUCCGCUGAGCCCAGAGGAUGGAUACUGGACCAUUUGGCUGAGGAAACGAAACAGGUUUAGAGCCCUGGAUGAAACGCCUGUCAACCUCCCCCUGAAGUGUCGUCCUCAGAAGGUGGGGGUGUUUGUCGAUUAUGAGGAGGGUCUCGUCUCCUUUUAUGACGUGGGUUCUUCAGCUCUCAUCUACUCCUUCAUCGGCUGCCGCUUCAAUGAUAAACUCCUCCCAUACUUCAACCCAGGUCUGAGUGAUGGAGGUAAAAACGCUGCCCCUCUUAUCAUCACCUCUGUCAGACACAACAUGUAGACCAAACCUUCUACUUUCUACUCACUCCAGGUGUAUGUUUACUAAUUUCUUACCAUUGUGGACAUCAACUUCUCUUUACUUGAGAUCAGGGUUUUUUGUAUAGAUACCUGGAAUCAGGUCUGUGGUUUACACAAUAGUAAAUUGCUAUAAUCAAAUAUUUAUUUAACUCACAAACUUAAAAAGAUUUUUGAUAAUGUUGGAAAAGGAGUGCCUCCUGGGAAAAGUUGGACUACCUUUAAGUUUACACAAGCUAAUGUAAUGUCAGAAUUUAUUUACAUUUAUAGUUGCAUUCGUUUUUGUCCAGAUCUUCUGUUGGUGAUAUUGUAGAAUUGGAUGCUGUGUAAAGUCUUCUCCAUCAAACCCAUAUAGAUUGUCCAUGAGGUUUAGGUGUAGACUCUGUGGUGUCCAAUCAUAUGUAAAUGAUAUCUCCUGCUCCAGAACUGCUCUUCGACAGUCUGAUCCUGAUG
Sphaeramia orbicularis (orbiculate cardinalfish) is the source of this 2197-nucleotide messenger RNA. RefSeq names its product E3 ubiquitin-protein ligase TRIM39-like. The record is from RefSeq and is a predicted model, not a curated record. The transcript has 2 exons. Bases 90 to 1730 code for a protein of 546 amino acids. Gene Ontology annotation, molecular function: protein binding; zinc ion binding. Lineage: Eukaryota; Metazoa; Chordata; Actinopteri; Kurtiformes; Apogonidae.